Staurois parvus is the source of this 353-nucleotide messenger RNA. Lineage: Eukaryota; Metazoa; Chordata; Amphibia; Anura; Ranidae. The record is from the annotation of a GenBank genome assembly.
UUACACUUGGCACAAUGCAGCCAGGAAAAUACCAUUCUCCUGGCAAUCGCCAAACCCAGACAGAGAAGUCCUUAGCUAUUGACUUGGCAGUUGGUGACUUCUGCGCACUUUGCGCUUUGACCCUGCUCUGUCAUUUCACGUGGCCUACCAAUUCGUGGCUGAGUUGCUGUUGUUCCCAGUUGCUUCUACUUUGUUAUAAUACCACGAACAGUUGACCGUGGAAUAUUUAUUGCAAGGAAAUUUCACAGAUGGACUUAUUGCACAGGUGACAACCUAUCACGCUUGAAUUCACUGAGCUCCUGAGAGCGACCCAUUCUUUCACAAAUAUUUGUAGAAGCAGUCUGCAUGCCUAG